Molecule: messenger RNA, 4601 nt
Organism: Portunus trituberculatus (swimming crab)
Lineage: Eukaryota; Metazoa; Arthropoda; Malacostraca; Decapoda; Portunidae
Product: MAM and LDL-receptor class A domain-containing protein 1-like
Exons: 20
Coding region: 168-2819 (883 amino acids)
Cellular component (GO): membrane
Source: RefSeq, a predicted model, not a curated record
CACACUCAGUCAGUCCCGUUCAGUCACUCGCGGUGGCCAGACAUCCCUCUAGCAGCAGCAGCAGCAGCAGAUAGGUGGGAGGCGCGAGCACCCGUCACAGUCUUUCCAGUCCCAGAUUUGCUUGCCGCACGCCUUGACCUUCCUUCCGCCCUGGGCCUCGAUCAAGGAUGCGUCGGUGGCUUCCAGACGUGGUGACUCUUGUGUUCCUGGUGGUGGUGGUGGUGGUGACAGCCGUGCCUCCCCAACGAACUGAUCUUCUUCAGACCAAUGUCCCCGAGGAGGCAGCAGCGGCCGUCGACACAGCGGAGGGCAGGUCCAGGAGGCAGGUGGCUGAAGAGGACCCAGGAAACGCAGAGUCGAAUGUGCCCCCGCCACCUCCCUCCGUGCCGGCUCCGCCGCCACGGUCUCCUGACCAAACAAACCUUGUUGACAGCCAAGGCCCCGCGAAACCUGCGUUACGCCCCCGCCCCCCCGCCCGGCAAGACGAGGGCAGGCGGGGGCGCCAGGAGAGCGAGCCCAUACCUGAAGAUUCUGAGUUGUGUGACUUCGGUAGCAGCCCCACUCAGUCCCUGUGUGACUGGACCAACCUUGAGGUGACGCAGCUCAGGUGGAGCCCAUCAACUGGGGAGAGCGCCUUCUGGUUGGGAGGACCCGGGGUGGAUGUGUCCUAUGGUGACAGCCAAGGAGGCUAUGCUGUGUUUGAGACAUCGCAGGUCCCGCAACGGAUUGCUGGCCAGAGUGCCUUUGAGUCUGCCAUGCUGAUGUCCCCAUUGAAGGAAUCCACUGGACCUAAGGGGAUGUGUGUCAAAUUCUGGUAUUCCAUUGCUGGUUUGAGUCCUGAUAAGAUUCGUGUCCUGUUGCACCCCAUGGCGGAGAACAUAAGUGUGGGCAUGCCAGUGGACGAGGUGAUGCAGGGGUAUGAUGGCAGCGAAGACGUGGUGCUUUGGGAGGCAAGGGACAUGACCAGUGGCGAGUGGAAGGAAGGCCAGAUCGUGUACACCUACGGAAAGAAACACUCGGUAAUCUUCGAGGCAAUCCCAGUGGACAGUGGGGACAGCAACCGGCGCUUCAGAGGCUACGUGGCUGUUGAUGAACUCUCUUUCACGGACUCCAAGGAAUGUGGGGCAUUUUGCACCUUUGAGGGUGGCACCUGUGGCUGGACCCAGGAUUCCAAUGAUGACUUUGACUGGACACUGAGUCGUGGAAGCCUCAACCCCAGUACUGGGCCACCCCGUGACCGCUCCUCCUUUGCCAACGAGGGUUUGUUGGGUGGCUAUGCCUUCAUUGACACUGGGUUCCCUCGACGGCCUGGGGAUGUCGCACGCCUCAUGAGCCAGGAGUUCCAGGGCACCAAUCCAGAUGGACCUCUCUGUAUGCGGUUCUGGAUACACAUGUAUGGCAAUGGCAUUGGGUCGUUGCGUGUGCUGAUCUACGAUGUGAACACUGCACAGGACACCGUCAUCUGGAAGAUCUCUGGGGAGGCUGGCAACGCGUGGUACCAAGGGCAGGUGCCGAUUUCAUCCUCCUCGCCCUUCAAGAUUGUGUUUGAGGGUCAGGUGGGUGCCAACAACCUUGGGGACAUUGCCAUUGAUGACAUCUCCAUCAUCCAGGGGGCGUGUCCCAGUGCACCACAGGUAGCAGCAGGUCAGAUUGGUGACUGUACCUUUGAAGUAGAUGAGUGUGGGUGGGCAAGUCCAGGUCCAAGAGAGCGGCUGGAUGAGAUGGAUUGGGUGAGAACUGUGGCUGCUGACAACAGAGCACCAGCUCGUGACCACACACUGGGCACCGUGCAAGGAUCCGCAGCUCAUGACGUGACUACACAAGAUCGGGGAUUCUACAUGACACUGCCACGGGGCACUGUGCAGCGGGGCGGGGACAGGGCCUGGCUGGUGUCCCCCACCAUGAAAGGCUCUGGGGACGCCAUGUGCCUUGCCUUCUGGUACUUCAUGUACGAGCCAUUCAUUGAUCCAUCUGGGCCGUCCCUGGGGUCCCUGUUGGUGCACGAACGAUAUGAGAGUGCAGAGGGAGACAUCGUCACUCGGCCCUUGUGGUCCCUCAAGAACCACCAAGGACCUAACUGGAUGUAUGGCCAGGCCAAGCUGCAGAAUGAACGAGACUUUGUGGUGGUGUUUGAAGGAAUGUGGGGCAGCAGCCGUGCCAAUGGCUUCAUGGCACUUGAUGACAUCACUGUCUUCCGUGGUGACUGUACUACAAUGCCGAAGAAAGCCAGCACUUCAGGGGGAGACUGUUCAUUCCAGCACAACACAUGUCAGUGGAAGAACAUCACCACAGACAGCGAUUUCCGCUGGACAACUGCCUCCAUCUCCCGUCGUCCUGCCAACCUGCCAGACCACACCUUUGGUGGCCCCAUUGGCUAUGCCUACUUCGAUGUCUUCAACCAGAAUGCACGACCUCAAUCUCUCAGCCUGCUUUCCCCACCACUUGACAAGAGUGAUGACAAUGCUCCUGUCUGCCUCUCCUUCUGGUAUGCUUACUUUGGUGCCUCAGACACCACACGGCUGAAGGUGGUGCGGGAGUCCUACGAUCGUGCUGCAGAGGAAGAAGACCAGCGCUUCAGUGGAUCCAUCGUGCUGUGGGAGUUGGUGGGGAACCUUGGUAGGCAGCGACCUGAGUGGCAGUUUGGACAAGUGGAAGUGGAUGCCUCUGCUGAUUAUCGUGUCUCCUUGGUGGGCAUGGCCAGCAAUGGUGGCUUUGCCGUUGACGACAUCAAGAUCUUCCCUGGAUCUUGUAGCUUGAGGCCAGAGGCUGCUGACCCUGCCAUGGGUGCCACUACAGACGAGCUUCCCGUGGAUGUCUAGAUGCGCCCUUUCUCAGCUGUAUCCAGCCUGUAAAUGACAGAUGAAACCUGCACAAUUAAUGGUACCAUCUCACAGCAGUGUUGAAACAAAGGAUUGGUAGGCUGGGACUGUAAUUCUGGUACAGGCCCAUAUACUGUAUAUGAGUUGUUCGGUCAUGAAUUUUCCUUGAUGUGCAAUAAGAAUGUACAUUGAUAACCUACAAUAGGAAUAGCUGGCACUAUUGAAACAUGUUAUCGUCCUAUGACCCCCAAAUGUGUGUAAGGAGUCACAGUGAUCAGUCUGCAGCCUCAUUGAGAAGUCUCCUCAGAAUCUUCUUUGUACGUAAUUACCAAUUUGAGAAAUUAGAAAUCUGUGUCUUUUCCAUGAGUGUUCAACAGUCAUGGAACAGUGACUUGCUGUUCAAUUUUUUGUUGGUGAGCCUUUACAUGCUGACGUAAAAAUAAGGUCUGCUCAUCACUGAGUGGAUUGUGUGCCUUGUCAGCAGUGGUUUUGAUAAUGGAAGUGUUUGCUCUAGUGAAAUGAAUUCAAGAUCCCCUUUGUCUGUUUAAAGAGUGAUUUCUUUUACAUUUUUUAAAUCAGAUUUGUUGAAAUAGAAAUAUGAAUGACAUUGUACACUUUUCAAUGGCUGGUGUGGUCAUAGUCAGUACAUGGGUUAUGUGACCUCUUUCAUGAAAUGGGCUAAACCUAUCACACUGAAAUUCUCGAACUUAUGACAAGCUCAGUUUAUAAUUUUUUCAAAAGUCUUUGCUCUGGCUCCCCAGUUUAUUAAUAUCAAUAUUAUUACAGCAAAAUUUCAACAUUGUAAUACUGUAUAGGGAAUAAAGAAACCACUGUGAAACAAUGAGACUACAUGCACUUUGGUAUCCUAGGAGUCCUUUGGUGCACAGAUAUUUCUGAUUUCUUCUUGCAUCAAGUAGUGACAUAAAUCAGAGUUGAGCUGCAGCUCAAGAGGAUUUACUCACUGUUUGCUUUUUUGUACACUAAUGGAACUGACAUGAUCAAGAACAACCACUACACCACCACCUGCUGACUGUGUGUGGGUGGGACAGCCUUCUCUCCUGUCAGGGAUGUUACUGAAUGAGUACCUCUGCUGAUGACUCCAUGCUGAAAUUUAACAAUCUCUCUCUCUCUCUCUCUCUCUCUCUCUCUCUCUCUCUCUCUCUCUCUCUCUCUCUCUCUCUCUCUCUUUUCGCUCAAAUAACUCAAUACCAUACAAUGUUUUUUUUUAUUAACAGUGUGUAAUAAAGCACAUAUUUUCAUAAAGAAGAUAAGGUGCAAUUUUGUAAUGGCUGCUCCGGUGAUUAUACAGAAUAAUUAAUCGUUGUUUGUUCAUACUAUUACUUGUACCUUUUUUUUUUUUUUUUUUUUUUUUUAGGAAUAAAUCUGAACAACGUGGCCUUAGCAUGGUAGAUUUACUUCAGGACUUAUAGUAACCUCGAGUUUUGUCAUAGUAUGUAAGUACUUCUAAUGUUGCUCACUAUCUUAAGAAUCUCUCUCUCUCUCUCUCUCUCUCUCUCUCUCUCUCUCUCUCUCUCUGUGUUUUCUUCAUGUUCUUAGGUAGCAGUGUGUCUUUUAGUCUAAAGCAUCGUACUGGUGUGUCCGUGUGUACUCAUGUGCAUCACAGUGUAGCUACUCAUGUGUACAAAGAUGCAUCCACGUGUACGUAGUAGUAAUUAUAAUUCAUCUUUUAUAUUCUGGUAUUCUUCUUCAAUGUUCACAGUAUACUCAGAUUAAUGACUCUUGUUUCUCUCCCGUGCUGAUCUGCAUUAAAAAUCAAGAAUG